AUGGAAAAUGAGAGUGGAUGUCCAAAAUGGUCGACAGCAAUUUAUGGAACUAGACUUAAUGAGUUAGAUACAACCAGAAGAACCCUAAAGAAAAGAGAAAAUACAAAUAACAUGGAGUUAUUGCCAGUGGAAGAAAAUUUAUUAUUAAAUCAAGAUAGUAUAGGCAAAGAAAAUACAGAUAAUAAUAUGAAGACAAUUGACAAUACAAAAAAAGAUGAAAAAGGUAAAGGAAAAGAGAUUAUCACUGAAACAGAGAAAGAAAAUAAUGAAAUAAAUGAGCAAAAUAUUACAAAUACAAAAACAGAUGAUAAUGAAUCAGUAAACUCAAAAGAUAGUUUCUUAGAGGAAUGGAGAAAGAAAAAUAAUUUACAAAAGUAUAAAGUAUGGAUUAAAACAGGAGAAGUUCAUGGAAAAAACUUAAAAGACAAAAUUGAUAUAAUAGCAAAUUUAUUAAAUAAAAAUGAAAAUAAUAUUAUUACAAUCAAAACUGAAAAAAAUUUGGGAGAUAAAAAACUAUAA
Messenger RNA from Diversispora eburnea, 519 nucleotides. NCBI's taxonomy places the organism in Eukaryota, Fungi, Glomeromycota, Glomeromycetes, Diversisporales, Diversisporaceae. The record is from the annotation of a GenBank genome assembly.